Messenger RNA from Coccomyxa subellipsoidea C-169, 573 nucleotides. Its product is annotated as Exonuclease. The annotation marks the transcript as partial. Gene Ontology annotation, molecular function: nucleic acid binding. Gene Ontology annotation, biological process: nuclear-transcribed mRNA poly(A) tail shortening. The transcript has 4 exons. Gene Ontology annotation, cellular component: PAN complex; P-body. NCBI's taxonomy places the organism in Eukaryota, Viridiplantae, Chlorophyta, Trebouxiophyceae, Coccomyxaceae. The record is from RefSeq and is a predicted model, not a curated record.
CCGGGGACGCUGCUGGGCAUCGACACGGAAUUCGUCGCGCACUCGCCCCCGGACAAGGUCAUGCGAGGGGGGAUUGAGGUGGAGACGCGGCCGUCGCGGCUGGGCUUGGGGCGGGUGAGUGUGGUGCGAGGGCAGGGGCCCCUCUCCGGCCGCGCAUGCAUCGACGACUACAUCCGCGCCACCGAGCCCAUCUUCGACUACCUUACCAAGUGGAGCGGCCUGGUGCCAGGUGACCUGGACCCGGCGCAGUCGCGCCACCACCUGACCACCCACAAGGCGGCCUACCUCAAACUGCGCUACCUGAUCGACGCGGGCGCCAUCUUCGUUGGCCACGGCCUCAAGAAGGACUUCCGCAUGCUCAACAUCCUCGUGCCCCCCGCACAGGUGGUUGACACGGUGGAACUGUUCCACUUCAAGCGCCAGCGCAAGCUGAGCCUGCGCUUCCUGGCGGGCUACCUGCUGCGCGCAUCCAUCCAGCAGGACACCCACGACUCUGUCGUCGAUGCGCGCACCGCCCUCUCCCUCUUCCAGGCACGCAAUCGCUGCUCCCUUGAUAAUAACAGGAUUAUGUGA